This is a messenger RNA of Acytostelium subglobosum LB1, 1467 nucleotides long. RefSeq lists its product as hypothetical. Bases 1 to 1467 code for a protein of 488 amino acids. The transcript has a single exon. NCBI's taxonomy places the organism in Eukaryota, Evosea, Eumycetozoa, Acytosteliales, Acytosteliaceae. The record is from RefSeq and is a predicted model, not a curated record.
AUGUCACCAACGGCCAACUACCAACUGGAACUGAACCUCCAGUUCUCCAAACCCACGUCUGUGUCGGACAACGACGUUACCACCUCUGUACCCUCAUCGUCCACAGAGGCCGACAAUAAUGACCAUCAACAACAGCACCAGCACGUACAAUGUGGUGGCCAGAAUAACCAACACACUGCUUUGGACACAUGUCCACCUCUAUCUGUUGACUCGCUCUCCUUGGCAGAGGAGCAAGUGACAGAGUUGAGCUCAGAGGAUGAGUCAUCCCUCACCAGUGCCACUGAUGGUGAGGAGAGUGACCUUGACGACUCGUCAUCCUGUCACUCCUCUGAGCAGUGCACAUACACAGAAGAAGACAUGGAGUCUGAGUCUGACUGUUCAGACCAGUCAGAUGAGGAUGAGGAGGUCGAAAGACCCUCCACAGCCAACAACAACAACAACAUUAACUUGCGCCAGAGUUCAAGAUAUAUUACAACAUUCUGUCAAUCCGACGAUGAGGAUGAGGAAGAGGAAGAGGAGGAGGACGACGAGGAUGAGGACGAUGAAUAUUCAGAUUCAAACUGCAGUAGCGAUUGUAGUUCAGACAGUGACCUCUCCAACCUGGAUGACUUUAUUGAUCUGAUGCCACCCACUUCAUUCUCGAUCAACUACUCGAGUCCAAUCAGAGACCUCGUAAACAGCACCAACAACAACAACAAUAGUAACAGACCUCAUUACUAUCACGAAUCUGAUGAUGACGAUUAUUAUAUAUGCUCAACGAGACGAGCAAACAACAGCGUUCAGCCACAGACAAAGGAAACGGACAAAGUCAUUCACAAUGCCCUGCGCUAUUCCAUGAACAACGGACUCAACACCAGUGCCAUACCGUGGUGGCUCAACUUUGAAGACGAGAAUCACAUUCAGGCCAUCUUCAAGGAGUAUGCCGAGUUCCUUCAGUUGGAGAACGAGAUCAAGCGUAUCAAACGCGCACCAAAGCCCUUCAUUGGCAGGAUUCACAGACGGGUGCUGCAGUUCAGUGACAACCAACCAGAUUUCCUCACGGUCGACACGGUCAAGCUCUUCCGCUGGGACAUCCAACCACUGGGCCGCCAACUGAACCCGUACAAGACACAACUGUUGCUGACCACGUGGGACAAGGAGUCUGGCAUCCCAACACACUUCAAGACCAUCGAGUCUCUGUCGAUGAACUCCUAUUGGAUGGAGGUGUCGUGCACCACCAAGAGUGUCCUACAGUCGUCCUAUAUAUAUUGCUCUCCCAUCUUUGACCGUAUGGACAACUACCGCUACUCGGUCUCAGAUCAGAAAUAUCCUGUCGACUAUCUGCUUCCCGAGUCCGAGUCAGACCACCGUCUGCAUCCAUACAAGAGACACUCGCCAUCGCUGGUCCUGUCGUCGCACAUCUAUUCACACAGCCUAAUUUCCCAAGACCAUUUCCUCCUCAAGGAUACAUCGAAUGAUAACUCUUAG